AUGACGGAAAAAAAAAUUGUAGCAGCAAUUGAUUCAUUUUCGAAUCUACUUACUGUUCAAAUAAUCAAGUCUGGAUCUGGGGAAGAAGUGAAACAGUUUUUGGUGAAAAAAAUAGAAUGUAAAUAUGGUCUACCAAGAGCUAUACAUUCUGAUAAUGCCAAAAUAUUUACAUGUGGUGCUGUGAAACAUUAUUGUAAAGAAAAAAAUAUACUUCAAAGUUUUAGUGAAAAAUAUUCACACUGCACAAAUCAUAAAAUAGAAAGAGCUUUUUCAACUUUUCAACUUGCAAUAAGAAAAGUUAGAAAAAGAAAGUGGGAAUAUGAGUUGGAUUAA
Molecule: messenger RNA, 333 nt
Organism: Strongyloides ratti
Lineage: Eukaryota; Metazoa; Nematoda; Chromadorea; Rhabditida; Strongyloididae
Product: Integrase, catalytic core domain and Ribonuclease H-like domain-containing protein
Exons: 1
Coding region: 1-333 (110 amino acids)
Biological process (GO): DNA integration
Molecular function (GO): nucleic acid binding
Source: RefSeq, a predicted model, not a curated record